Eremomyces bilateralis CBS 781.70 is the source of this 2540-nucleotide messenger RNA. Its product is annotated as 6-phosphofructo-2-kinase/fructose-2,6-bisphosphatase-like protein. Gene Ontology annotation, cellular component: cytosol. The transcript is spliced from 4 exons. The record is from RefSeq and is a predicted model, not a curated record. NCBI's taxonomy places the organism in Eukaryota, Fungi, Ascomycota, Dothideomycetes, Eremomycetales, Eremomycetaceae. Bases 410 to 2074 code for a protein of 554 amino acids. Gene Ontology annotation, molecular function: 6-phosphofructo-2-kinase activity; fructose-2,6-bisphosphate 2-phosphatase activity; ATP binding. Gene Ontology annotation, biological process: fructose 2,6-bisphosphate metabolic process; fructose metabolic process.
GUGGAAAUUGGGGACGCCUGAAGCUUCCCUUCCAUUUAUCAGAUUAGUAUUGUAUGAACGAGACGGACAACGGAGGUACUACUGGCAGGGUCUUCAUUUUGAUGCGACAUUUCUCUAAACUGUGCUAAAUCUUCCAAUUCCCCGACUCUUCUCCGUUUCUCCCAUCUUCAUAUUGCAAUGCUUCUCUUGUCCCCCGUACCAUUGUCACUCUCGGAAAUAUGCACAUCGUGGACUCACAGCCAACCCAUCCGGAGCACGAAAUAGUAUCGCCGUUUGUGUAACAUCUCUCUUAGAGAUUGCCUGUCUGCCGCCGCAAGCAAAUUGCGAACUAGAUCUCCACCGUUGCUUUAUUGCUUCCCGUUUCAAGCCUCCGGUUUCUCGAUACCCCCGGACACUACUCUCUUUCAAUAUGGACACUCUGCUCACUGCCGACAUCAUGGCCAACUCGCCGCGUGUCCGGCGCCGGUCGAGCGUAUACGUCGAUGCCAUCCACGAUCUCCCCGAAAAGGAAGUGAUGGCGCCCGCCCAACUGUAUAGCACCGAGUCUGGCCGUCUAUUUCAUUCCGGAAGGAUCGUCAUCGCUACCGUUGGCUUGCCAGCUCGUGGCAAGACUCAUAUAUCCGUAGCCCUUGCCCGGUACCUUCGCUGGCUUGGGGUGAAGACCCACGUCUUCCAUCUAGGAGAUUAUCGGAGAGCGACAAUGGGACCGGGCACCGAUGUCCCGAAGGAUUACUUCCAUAUCAAUGCGUCCCCUUCCUCGGUGUUGUUAAGGAACAAGAUCCUGAAGAAGUGCCGGGAGGACAUCUUCCAUUUCCUCGACCAUGAGAACGGCCAAGUGGCCAUCUAUGAUGCCGUGAAUGCCAUUUCCGAAGGCAGACGAGCACUGGCGAAAGAAUUCGCCAAACAUCAAGUUCAAACGCUGUUCAUCGAGUCCCACUGCACGGACGAGCGCAUAAUCGAAGACAACGUCCGCAAUGUUAAGAUCUCAUCCCCGGACUACAAAGGAUGGUCCGACGAGCUUGCCGUCAAAGACUACUUGGCCCGUCUGUCCGCCAGAAUCCCGCAUUUCGAAACUAUGGAAGAGCAGGACUUGCAUUGGGUAAAGCUGAUAAAUGCCGGAGAGAGGGUCGUUGUUAACAACUGCGCAUUCGGAUACUUGUCCCAGCGCAUCGUCUUUUACCUUCUCAAUUUGCAUACGAAGCCGAGACAAACCUACUUUGCCCGCGCUGGGACGACCAAACACGAAGACUCCUACAAAGCCGAUGCUGCUCUCUCGGAAGAAGGCAAAGACUACGCCCGGAAGUUAACUGAAAGAUUGAUCAAGCAUCGUGAGCAAGAGCGUCAGGCCUUGAUCGACCGAGGAGGCCCGGAGAAUGCGUUGGUGCCGAUGACAGUCUGGACAAGCACGAGGCGACGGACUAUCGAAACAGGGCAGUACUUCGCCAAGAACGGUUAUGCCGUAAUUCCCCGGAGCCAGAUGAGCCAAAUGAAUCCAGGAGUUUGCGAGAAAAUGAGCGAGAAACGGAUCAGAACAGAGUAUCCGGAUGAGGUGAUAAAGCAUGAGGCCGACCCAUAUCAUCAUCGAUAUCCAAGAGCAGAGUCUUACCAUGAUCUGGCAGUCCGACUGGAGCCCAUCAUUCUCGAGCUGGAGCGAGAACAGAACGACGUCCUCAUCAUUGCUCAUGAAAGCGUCCUCAGGGUCCUCUAUGGCUAUCUGAUGGCUUGCAACGCGGCGGAUAUCCCGAAGAUCGAGUUUCCACGCGAUGAGAUAAUUGAGAUCAUCCCCGCUUCCUACAACAACGAAGCGAAACGGAUUCAUAUCUCCGACGUCCCCGAAAAUAUCAUCCCGGGCUCGCCGGAAAACAUCUCGAUCCCCGUCCCGCCUUCCGUCCCACCGUCCGUCCCACAGUCGGGAGCCAUCACACCGCUGCCACUUCCCAGUGGAGCAGGAACGCCUGUGUCAGGCUCACAAUCGCCAGCGGUACCCGAGCCAGGAUCCAGGCCCGCGGGGACGCCUUUUACCGUGCCGCAGCCAUUAAACCUGAAGGACACACACAUUGAUCCAUCAAGCUGAGCUGUCGGUCGGGACAGCUUUGUAUGACUUACGAUUUGGAAGGAUAUUGCGAACUGGAGCGAAUACACAUGUCCGGAUGAUGAGAGAUGAGAUAAGGCAUUGCUUCGGAGUUUGAUUGCGGGCUACGUUUAGAUGGGUGUAUUAGUGUCUGCUGUCAUAGAACCGUUGCUGUCCCAAGCCGGUCCAAUAUACCUUCGGCCCUCGCCAUUAUGUCUAUUCUAUACCCGGUCUAUGCAUCUUGUACACAGGCUACAUGGCCUUUCGUCCACUCCUUGAUCAACUCAUCUGUAACCCCUCGCACCAUGACAUGAAAGUGCUCCAGCGCCCGCACGCUCUGCAGCGCCGUCCAGUUCUUAAACCACAGCACCCUCUCGCUCGCCGGCAAUUCAUGUCCGUCCGCCUCUAGCUUGACUCGAAACGUCCGACGCACGAAAUGAUCGAUCGAGUCCCACGAUUCCCGCGUCAA